GUCACUGGUAACCCAGGGCUUGCUGUUCGGGUAGCAUCAAACUUCUUUUAUGGAGACGGAGUUGUCAAUGCAGAACCUGAUGUGGACGUACGCUUCUGCAUUGCUACUGAGCAGCCCAACAUGACUGGUCUGAAACAGAGGCACCUGGGAUACGAGGAGGAGGGACAGAGGAGUGGCGUAGAGGCUCCGCCCCACUGGUUCCACACGCUGCAGGUCCGGCGGCUGAAGGUCCAGAGGGGCCGAAGCAACAGCGACCCGCUGGGGGGGAAGACCUUCGAACAGGAGUUCCAGUGGAAAACAGGGCUGCCGUUUGGAACAGCCAACUCCUACCUGAACCUGGAGAAGCUCGGGGAGGGGGCCUACGCCACCGUCUAUAAGGGAAUCAGCAGGAUAAAUGGACACCUUGUGGCUCUCAAAGUGAUUCGUAUGAAGACAGAAGAGGGUGUUCCUUUCACUGCUAUCAGAGAAGCCUCUCUGCUGAAAGGCCUGAAGCAUGCCAACAUCGUGUUGCUGCAUGACAUCAUUCACACCAGAGAGUCACUUACCUUCGUCUUUGAAUAUGUGCAAACGGACCUGGCCCAGUACAUGACCCAGCACCCAGGAGGGCUGCAUUCCCAUAAUGUCAGGCUGUUCAUGUUCCAGCUGCUGCGAGGUCUCUCCUACAUCCACAGCCGCAGGAUCCUCCACCGAGACCUCAAGCCCCAGAACCUCCUCAUCAGCUACCUGGGAGAACUCAAACUAGCCGACUUCGGACUGGCCCGUUCCAAGUCCAUCCCGUGUCAGACCUACUCGUCUGAGGUGGUGACGCUGUGGUACCGGCCCCCCGACGUGCUCCUGGGCUCCACCGACUACUCCACCGCUCUGGAUAUCUGGGGAGCGGGCUGCAUCUUCAUGGAGAUGCUGCAGGGGACACCAACUUUUCCAGGCAUGUCGGACGUCUUCGAGCAGCUGCAGAAGAUUUGGGCGGUGGUGGGCGUGCCCACGGAGGACAGCUGGCCAGGAGUGAGCCAACUACCCAAUUAUAAACCAGAAUGGUUCGUCCCAUCGGAGCCGCAGCAGUUCAGAAACGUUUGGAAAAGACUGGCUCAGUUGCCUUACAAGACAGAGGACCUGGCCCAGAGUAUGCUGCUGGUGAUCCCACGGGACCGCAUCUCUGCACAGGACGCCAUGCAGCACCCCUACUUCAACACCCUGCCACCCCCCAUCAUGCAGCUCCGCGACACGCUGUCCAUCUUCAAGGUGCCCGGCGUCCGGCUGGAGACAGAGGUGAGGGACAUCUUCAGCCCCAGUCGCAGGAACAAACCCUCCCUGAUACCCCGGGCCAAAUGCUGGUGA
Lampris incognitus (smalleye Pacific opah) is the source of this 1335-nucleotide messenger RNA. It is a transcript of the gene cdk15, whose product is annotated as cyclin-dependent kinase 15. Gene Ontology annotation, cellular component: cytosol; nucleus; cytoplasm. Gene Ontology annotation, molecular function: cyclin-dependent protein serine/threonine kinase activity; cyclin binding; ATP binding. Lineage: Eukaryota; Metazoa; Chordata; Actinopteri; Lampriformes; Lampridae. The record is from RefSeq and is a predicted model, not a curated record. The coding region runs from base 121 to 1335 and encodes 404 amino acids. The transcript is spliced from 15 exons. Gene Ontology annotation, biological process: protein phosphorylation.